ACACAGAAGGAUUCUUCAGCCAAAGAAAAAUUGUUAGACCAGGACAGGAUGCCAACUCCCUUUAACACAUUCUCUUAGGACAGGAGUAUCAAGGGUGGAAAAAUUCUCCAAGAACCCAAAGCAACAACCAACCUGGAGUAACUGGGACAAAUAGUAGAAAUGGAGAUCCAGAAGAAUAAAUGCCAUAAGAAGAGCUGGGAUGAGGAAAUGAAGGAAUUAUUCCAACAGUUGAGACAACAGCAGGCAUAUUCUCCAGAUCUGAAAAUGUCACAUCUGAAACCCUCUAAACCAUCUUAUGUGCUUGAGCCUCAAAGAUUAAGGGAACCCCGCUUGUUCCGAAUUUGGGAUAUUAGCCAGAAAUUCCUCUUUAUGGUUAACAGCAUGCUGAUAGCAAACCCCCUGGAUUUCAAUUCACCAGAAGUCUGGAUGGCUGUGCUCCCCAAUAAUGCCUUAGAUCCAAGAAAGCAACCCAUCUUUAUGGGCCUCAACGAUGGAUUGCAUACUCUGUCUUGCACAUUGUCUAGCGAGGGUCAACCUCAAAUACACUUAGUGGAGAGAAACCUUAUGGAGCUAUACAAUCAAAACCAGAAGUUUUUGGACUUCAGUUUUUACAGCAAGAUGGAUGGCAGCUCAGAAACCUGCUCUUUUGAAUCUGCCCAGUUCCCUGGUUGGUUCAUAAGUACUUCUUCUGAACCCAAUAAACCUAUCAAUCUCGGUCAAAAAGGAGGAACAGACAUUACCCUUUUUUAUUUUGAAACAAGUGAGAGGAAGGAAAAAGCGGAACUUGUCAUCACUAGAAUUAUUUAAGGGGAAUGCCUAUUUCAGGUUUUAUGGGAAAUGUAAGUUUGUUAGUAAGUAAAAGUUUCAGUUUUAUACAGUUGAGGCUGUUUUUAGCAGAUUGAGCAAUUUUUUUUGGAAUUUCUCAGGUCAUAAGACACUUAAGCAAUGCCCGCUUUUUCAUUUAUCAUCAUUAUUCUUUGCUAAACAAUAAAAAUAGAAUAAUA
This is a messenger RNA of Pantherophis guttatus, 1004 nucleotides long. NCBI's taxonomy places the organism in Eukaryota, Metazoa, Chordata, Lepidosauria, Squamata, Colubridae. The record is from RefSeq and is a predicted model, not a curated record.